UCUCCGAGAACAAAAAUCUAAUCAUUCUCUACACUUUGUGACUUCAAUCCCCUCACUCACAUUUUUCUCGGUUUUUCCACAAUUGUUCUUCUCUUUACAUUUCGAUACUCUGCAUACUGGUUCAAGCUCUUCUCGGCAAUAAAAAUGGCCGCCGGCAGAUCCAUCUUGCCGCAGCAACACUUGUCUAAUCGCUCUCGCUUUUCCUUUUGCAUUUUUACCCUUCUAGUUCUACUGAUGUUGGCUCCAGGGUUGCAGGGAUCUCCUACGCAUCGUAAAAGGGGGAUUUCAUCAGUGUUUUCUUUGUUUAAUCUCAAAGCAAAUAGCAGAUUCUGGACUGAAUCUGUGUUACAUGGUGAUAUUGAUGAUUUGGAAGCAUCCGUUCCUGGAAAGAGUGGAGCCCUUAACUACUCGAAGGCAGGGAACCUUGCAAAUUAUUUAAAUCUUCAGGAAGUCGAUUCUAUGCAUUUUCCAGUUCCAGUGAAUUUCAUUUUCAUUGGAUUUGAAGGAAAAGGAAAUCAAGAAUUUAAGCUUCAAGCCGAUGAACUUGAGCGAUGGUUUACAAAAAUUGAUCAUGUUUUUGAACAUACACGGAUCCCACAAUUUGAAGAAGUACUGAAUCCAUUUCACAAGAUUGAUGUUGAUAAAGGGAGUCACCAUUUCCCUACGCUGAGUCAUGUAAACUACAAUUUCUCUGUUCAGGCUAUACAAAUGAGUGAAAGGAUUACUUCUGUUUUAGAGCGAGCCAUUUAUGUUUUAUCGCGGAAGGAUGAUAUCUCAGGGGAAAGUAAAGAGUCUUUGUGGCAAGUAGACCUGGAUAUGAUGGAAGUGAUUUUCAAUAGCCUCAUUGAAUCUUUUCAACUUGAGAAUGCAUAUAACAUUUUUAUUUUGAACCACAAGCACAAUGCUAAUUUAACUAGAUAUGGAUACAGGAGAGGGUUGUCUGAAUCAGAGAUAAACUUUCUAAGACAGAAUACAACCUUGCAAGCUAUAUUACGUGAAUCAAAAAGCAAUCCCGAGAGUACUCUUGCAAUUGAAAAGAUUCACAUACCUCUAUACGAAAAGCACCCAAUGGCUAAGUUUGCAUGGACAACAACAGAAGGAACUGAUUCGGUAGAGUGGUUUAAUAGAUGGUCAGAUGCUCUAGAUAAAAUUGAAAAGUUGUAUCAAGGAAAAGAUACAGAUUAUAUAAUUCAAAUGAAAGUUUUGCAGCUAUUGAAUGGUAAAAGUGGAGAUCUAAAGCUUGCUUUGCGAAAGGAGCUUAAGUCUGGGGAUCUGAGCAGCCUUUAUGCUGAGUGUCUCACAGAUACAUGGAUAGGAAAAGACAGGUGGGCGUUUAUUGAUCUUAGCGCUGGUCCUGUUACUUGGGGUCCUGCUGUUGGAGGACAAGGUGUUCGCACCGAGGAAAGUUUGCCAAACAUAACAAAAACAAUUGGUGCAGUUGCAGAGAUUUCAGAAGAGGAAGCUGAAGAUCGUCUGCAAGAUGCUAUUCAAGAAAAAUUUUCAGUUUUCGGGGAUAGAGAACAUGAGGCUAUUGACAUCCUUCUUGCAGAAAUUGAUAUCUAUGAACUUUUUUCUUUUAAACACUGUAAAGGAAGGAGAGCUAAGCUUGCCCUUUGUGAAGAACUUGAUGAGAGAAUGCAGGAACUGAAGAAUGAGCUCCAGUCUAUGGAAGGUGACGAAUACGAUGAAAAUCACAGGAGAAAAGCUGUGGACGCGUUAAAGCGAAUGGAGAGCUGGAAUCUAUUUAGUGAUACCGCUGAGAAGUUCCAAAAUUACACAGUUGCUCGUGAUACCUUUUUGUCACACUUAGGCUCAAUAUUAUGGGGAUCUAUGAGGCAUGUCAUAGCUCCUUCAGUUGCUGAUGGACGUUUCCAUUUCUAUGAGCAAAUAUCUUAUCAGCUAUUCUUCAUCACUCAAGAUAAAGUCCGGAAUGUUAAGCUUUUGCCUGUGGAUAUAAAGGCUAUAACGGAUGGGCUAUCAUCUUUGUUAUUAUCUUCUCAGAAGGUGAUGUUCAGCCAACAUAUGUUGCCACUUUCAGAUGAUCCUGCUUUGGCUAUGGCUUUCUCUGUUGCUCGGCGAGCAGCUGCUUUGCCAAUGUUAUUUGUCAAUGGAACUUAUAAAAAGGUUGUCUCCAACUAUCUUGAUUCUUCCAUUCUUCAACAUCAACUGCAGAGGAUCAAUGACCAUAAUGCACUAAAAGGAAUGCAUGCUAAUAGCAGAUUGACGUUGGAGGUUCCCAUUUUCUGGUUCAUCUAUAGUGAUCCAUUGUUGGUUGACAAAUAUUAUCAGGCAAAAGCACUUUCUGAUAUGAUCAUUGUUGUUCAGUCAGAAGCCUCUUCCUGGGAAAGUCAUUUUCAAUGCAACGGGCGCUCAAUACUUUGGGAUUUGAGGAGGCCAGUAAAAGCUGCAAUUGCUGCUGCUUCUGAACAUUUAGCUGGUUUGCUUCCUCAUAGUCUUGUGUACAGUCAUGCUCAUGAAACUGCUAUCGAGGAUUGGAUAUGGUCUGUCGGCUGCAACCCUUUUUCUAUUACCUCUCAAGGCUGGAGAAUCUCUCAAUUUCACUCAGAUACCAUUGCGAGGAGCUAUAUUAUCACGGGCCUUGAAGAAUCUAUCCUGCUUGUGAAUUCAGCUAUCCACCGUCUAGCCUUGGAGCAGACUACUCAAAAAUCGUUCAAGCUUUUUAAGGCCCAGGAGCGUGACCUCAUAAACAAGUAUAAUCUUGUCGUUGGUUUGUGGAAAAGAAUUGCUACUGUUACUGGAGAGUUGCGGUACUUGGAUGCAUUAAGGCUUCUCUACUCCUUGGAUGAUGCAUCCAGAGGUUUCAAUGAGAAAGUGAAUUCAACUAUAGCGUUCCUGCAUCCAAUUCACUGCACAACAGAAAGGAAGGUCGAAGUGGUGUUUGACAUAACAACCAUUCCAGCAUUCUUGAUUGUCUUCCUUAUCCUUUGGCUGGUUCUAAAACCAAAGCGAGCAAAGCCUAAGAUUAACUGAUGUCUGUUGUGGCGCACUUUUUUUGUGGAGGCUAAUAUAAGUGCAGAUAUAGGAACUUUUUUUGUUUACAUUGAAUUUUGUAGAGCAGCAAUGAAUGAAAUUGUUUGUAGAGAAUCUUGUCUAGAGCCCUUUUCGGCUUUCGCAACGUGCAAAUAUACAUCAGCUCCAUCAGUGACAUCACAAAUUGUUGUAUGAGACGGUUUCACCGAGAGAUAUGCCUCAAUAUAUGGGGAGACAGUCUCUCACGAAAGUAAUUCAAAGAUCAUACAGUACAACAUUAUCGCAAAA
Molecule: messenger RNA, 3279 nt
Organism: Amaranthus tricolor (Joseph's coat)
Lineage: Eukaryota; Viridiplantae; Streptophyta; Magnoliopsida; Caryophyllales; Amaranthaceae
Exons: 25
Coding region: 145-2991 (948 amino acids)
Source: RefSeq, a predicted model, not a curated record